Messenger RNA from Pseudopodoces humilis (Tibetan ground-tit), 3825 nucleotides. It is a transcript of the gene PODXL, whose product is annotated as podocalyxin like. Gene Ontology annotation, cellular component: apical plasma membrane; microvillus membrane. The record is from RefSeq and is a predicted model, not a curated record. Gene Ontology annotation, biological process: cell migration; regulation of microvillus assembly; positive regulation of cell-cell adhesion mediated by integrin. NCBI's taxonomy places the organism in Eukaryota, Metazoa, Chordata, Aves, Passeriformes, Paridae.
AGAGCGCCGGGAGCCGCGCCGGGAGCCGCUCCGAGGCACCAUGCGGGCUGCGGGGCUGCUGCCGCUGCUGCCGCUGCUGCUGCUGCCGCUCGGUGUCAACUCUCAGGAAAAUGCAGAUUCUGCAAGCCCAGGAACAAGCCCGUCCACCAUAACCACAGCAACCACCGCAGUGGCCACACCUGCAAGCGCUGCAGAGACCUCACCAACCACUGCUGCAUUAUCACCUACCACAGACCAAAUCACCACCGCCACCACCACUAAGACUAAGGAAGCAGCCACUCAGCCAGCUGUGGCAGAUUCCACCACUGCUCAAAGCAGCCCCACCACUACCAACCUGUUAGAGUCAUUGUCCCCCUCUGCACCGUCACCGAGCACAGCGGUCGCAACAUCGGGGACAGCAUCGCCUACCACCAUGACCCUGUCCCACACGUCAGGGCAGGACAGCCCCUCACAGAGCACCACCAUCCCCACAACCACCCCUGCUGCACAGCCCACUGCUUCCCAGCAGCCCAGUGGUGCUACAGCCACUUCAGGAAGCUCGGAGACCACCGCUGCUGCAGAUCUUGUCACUAAUGCAACCAGUCCUCCGGGAGCUGUAGGGGCUGUUGGCACAUCCUCUCCCAGCACACAGCCUCAGGGAAACCAGCCAUUGGGUCAUUUGCCUAACACCACUGUGAGCACCACAGUGCCGAGGACUGACCCUUCCCAAAGCUCCAAGGACUGUCCUGUCUCUCCUUCCCCGUGUGACACCAAGCAGCCUCCUUCUUCUUCCAGUUCUCCAGUCCAGGGACCAACCCCUUCCACCAGUUCUGGAAGCGCUGGCACUUCUGUUACCCCUCUGACUGGAUCCCCGUCCCUCGCCACCACCCCAACAUUGCAAAAUGGCAGCAAAGACACGGUCCCAGACACAGCCGCCACGACAACUCCUGGGGCAGACCAGAGUACCCACGAUGCUGGAUCUGCACCAACCAAACCCACCAGUGCCUCCCAGAGCCCUGACGGUGCCCAGCCACCAGUUCCAGCCUCGGGGGACCAGACAGAGAGCUGCAGUUCUGGCCACCAGCACCCCAACAUUUCUUACCCAAAUGAGCUCAUCUGUGAUGACCAGGCGCAACAUACCAGGCCCACCAUUCAGCUGAAAGAACCCAGAACCUGUGAUGAGUGGAGGACUGCCAGCAAAAACAACUCCUUCUUUGAGAGUUUCUGCUCCACGGCCCAGCACGUGUUUGACGCCAGCAGGGACCGGUGCACGGUGACACUCAUGGCCUGCAAGCCCCGCUCCCACCACUGGGCCGUGUGGGUGGUCCUGCACCAUCCCUUGGACUCUGAAGAAGUCCUCAAGGAGCUGAAGGAGAAGAAGGACAAGUUAGAGGAGCUCGGCAUCGUCAACAUCACCUCUGACAAAAUGGUGGAGGACGUGACCAUCAACGAUGAGUUCAGCACCCCCCUGAUCAUCACCAUCAUCACCCUGGCCGGGUCCCUGCUGCUCGUCGCGGCCAUCUACGGCUGCCACCAGCGCUUCUCCCAAAAGAAGGACCAGAACAUCCACCCUGAUGUCCCCGGGUUUGAUGAUGGACAUGUGGCCCUGAUCUUUAAUCAGCGCCUGACCGAGGAGAUGCAGACCAUGGAGAACGGCUACCAUGACAACCCCACGCUGGAGGUGAUGGAGACCUCCUCCGAAAUGCAGGAGAAGAAGGUGAACCUCAACGGUGAGCUGGGGGACAGCUGGAUCGUUCCUCUGGACACCCUCAUGAAGGAGGACCUGGAGGAAGAGGAGGACACGCAUCUAUAGGAUGCAGAACUUGAUCAAGAAAAGAACAACCACCCCCCCCAAAAAAAUCCCACAGACCCUAAACACACGCACACAGAGCUCCAAAAUAAGGCAAAAUUCCCCCCAAAAAGAAGAAAAUCCUUUAAUAAACUAAUCAUGGCCACUUGUGCCACCACAUGGGAUGCAGGAUGGAAGAGGAAAGGACAUGAGAACACCUCUGGAGCACAUCAACACAAGCCACUUUGGUGGCCACAUCUGGCUAAGCAUUCUCCAUCCCUCAUCCACCUCCCAAGGCAGAACUGACCAGCCAUGGGCAAACAGGGUGGCUUUGCUCCUGAAGAGCUGCUGGUGUCUCCUCCAAGCAUGUCCCCUCCCAUCCCACAUCUGACCACACCAGCCGCAUCCUCCAGCUACUGAGCGACUCAAAAAUCAAGAGAAAGAAAGUAAAUAGGACUGGAGAUGGAGUGUGUCUGACAGCAAAGCAGCACCUGGCAAUUAACAGCUUGACAAAUCCUCUGGCCCAUGCUGUUUAGUCAUCACCCUGCCCUCCCUGACACCCAGGUAGUGAAUGAAAAAAGCUGGAACAGCUUGUUCCUUUUUAAUCUGGUUUCCAUCCACUCCUCAGAGCUAAAACGCACAAGAGGCCCUCGUUGUGCCACAGGCAAAUGGAUGCAUCUGGACCCAGCCGGAUGGCAGGGAUGCAGCAGUGCCAAGUGAUGCUCAGCCCCGCUGCCAAGGGCUGUGGAACAGAUCCUGCACCCACGUGGAGACUGGGAGAGGUGCAGCAUCUUCUUGUUUUGAAAGGAUGAGAUGGAGGGAGAGGAAAAGGAGGAAUUCCUGGAGUUCAUCCCUCUUAGGAAGGGUGUGGAGAGCAAGAGCAAUGCCUGGUCUCUAGCCCAGGUGUGAUGUUGGGGGGUUUGUGGUGCAGGAGCCCAGCUCUGGUGCUGCAUUUCCCCACAGAAGGAUCACUUGCCUUCCAGGAGUUACACAGCAGCAUCUCACAGCCCUCAUCCAUCCUCCACAGGACUGUGGGACACACGCACCACGACGGUUUGUGAUUUUUGAGGGCACAUUUUCCUGUGUGAGCUGCAGAAGAGGUAAAAGAGCAGCAGAACGUGAGCCAGGGAGCUUGGUGGCAUUCAGGUGGCCCUUGGUGUUUCAUUCCCUCGAGGUUUAAAAGCUCAGCCCAUGUUCUCAAACUCUUCUUCACAAGCCACUAAAAUAACAGAGACCUGCAAAGCAACUGCCAGCUCAGCAGUGAAGCUGGGACUGAGCUUUCUCCUGCAGCCCUUGGUCUGCCACCCAGGUCUCCCUUUGCUGAAGCCUUUAAAGGGGAGAAGAAAAACAUGGCUGGACUGAGGCCAUUUCUGGGAUUUUGAUUCCCCACCACAUCCCCUAAAUAGCUCUAAAGGGUCGGGGAGAGUUUUAUGCCUUUGCUCUGGUGAAGCAGCUCUGGCACAGGCAGGGAUCAUCCUCCUGCUGGGGUCCAUCCUCCAGGACAUGAGGCCCUGAAGGUCAUGUGGCUGAGUCCCUCUCCCAACGUGAGGAUGGUGCUCGUCCCAAACCCUCUGCAAGCCAGAGGAGCUGCAGAUAAGAGCGAUGCCCAAACAUGGCCCUUUUCCUCUGCUUGCCAUAAACCAAGGCACGACGGGGAGAUUUCCUUUGGGCUCUGCCACCAAGCCAACCCAACUGGGAUCUGCUCCCACAGCUGCCCUGAACGAGGGGAAAAGCAGGGCCAAGCAAUGGGAAGCUUGGAGAAACCCUGGUGGAGUUGGGAGUUCUCAGGAAGGAGGGGAUCAGGGUGUUUCGCUCAGCCCCAGGACAGGCACUGGCAGAAGAUACAAGUGGCUCUUCCCCCCUUCUGUCCUGCACCGAAGGGCAGAGUCUGAAGUGUUCAAACCUUUAUAUUUUUGUAUAUAAAUAUUCCUGCUACUCAUUAGCAAUGUAUUCCGCACACUUCACUUACCUGUGCACUGCACUAUGGGGAAGUAAUUUUGGAGGGGAGGGGAAAUAACAAAAUAAAUUAUAAAAAAAAAAUUUAAAAAUCUUAAAAA